This is a messenger RNA of Odocoileus virginianus texanus, 3786 nucleotides long. NCBI's taxonomy places the organism in Eukaryota, Metazoa, Chordata, Mammalia, Artiodactyla, Cervidae. The record is from RefSeq and is a predicted model, not a curated record.
AAUUAGGGGAAGAAAAGAAAGCUUACCUGAGAAUAUGAAACUUGAAAUGAAAUUUGAAACACGAAUGUGAGUUAACUAAUGAAGAGGACUGGAAGGGGAUGGGGGAAGCACAGAGGCAACCGCUUGUGCAAAGGCCCUGGGGCUAGAGACAGCAUGAUAUCUUAGAAAGAAAGCCUGUGUGGCUGGAGUGCAGGAAGCAAGGGCAGGGGACGUCCAGGAAGCUACUGAGUGAGGAGUGUGCUCAGCGCUUUAACCUAAAAGCCCUGGGAAGCCACUGAAUGAUGAAGAGAGAUAAACUUCCCUCAUAGUUUUUUUGGGGAAAAUAUCACCCUGGCUGUAGUAUGGAGAAGAGAUUGGAAGGAAAAGCAGUUAAUGGGCUUUUAUUCAGCUCAGGUGAGAAAUGGUGUGGCUUGGUGGUGGUGAUAUAUCUAUAUAUUUUGCAAGAAAUAUAUUGGCGUGCAAAGUUCUUGCUUGUUAACACAACAUUUGUUUCAGUUUUCUCAACUGAGUGGAAGAAAAGUCCAUAAUGAGUUUAUUCAGAAUGUAGUUAACACUCGGAUCUAUUUUGUCCAAGCAUGUAGCCCCACUGAAGGAUAAUUUAGCUCUUUGAUGGACAAAGAGCUGAAAGUCUCAUACAACCCUGCUAGAAGUCAUUUGGUUUAGACUCCCACCCCAGCACCCCAAAGCCAUCUAUCUCCCUUCUGCAGGAGCCCUCCAGUGGCAGGAGGUUGUCACUGUUACACAGUCACGACAGAAGGCCCCUGUGGGUGAUGUUCACCAAUCAGGGAACAAAUAAUUAAAACACCCGAUGGCUCUACUGGUUUUGGUGUUCGCACACUGAAUUUUCCUUCUCUUCUGAUCCCCCAGGAUGGCCUAUUUUGAGGAGCAAGGAGGUGUGCCCUGUGGCUUCACCCGCCAGAAUUCUGGCAACUCCAUUUCCUUGGACUUUGAGCCGGACGUGGAGUACCAGUUUGUGGAGCAGUUGGAAGAGCGCUACAAGUGUGCCUUCUGCCGCUCUGUGCUCCACAACCCCCACCAGACGGGCUGUGGGCACCGGUUCUGCCAUCACUGCAUCCUGUCCCUGAGAGAACUGGACGCAGUCCCACUCUGCCCUGUAGAUAAGGAGGUGAUCAAAUCUCAGGAGGUGUUUAAAGACAAUUGCUGCAAAAGGGAAGUCCUCAAUUUGUAUGUGUUUUGCAAAAAUGCUCCCAGAUGUAAUGCCAAGAUUAUUCUGGGACGAUACCAGUGCCCUGCUCCGCGUGUCCCACUGGCCUGUUGUUACCUGUUGCAGGACCACCUUCAGCACUGCCUGUUCCAGCCUGUGCAGUGCUCUAAUGAAAACUGUCAGGAGCCAGUCCUUCGCAAAGAUCUGAAAGAGCAUCUGAGCGCAUUCUGCCAGUUUCGAGAGGAAAAAUGCAUUUAUUGCAAAAAGGAUGUGGUAGUCAUCAAUCUACAGAAUCACGAGGAAAACUUGUGCCCUGAGUACCCAGUAUCUUGUCCCAACAAGUGUUUGCAGAUAAUUCCAAGAACUGAGGUGGAUGAACACCUGGCCGUGUGUCCUGAAGCUGAACAAGACUGUCCUUUUAAGCACUAUGGCUGUACUGUAAAGGAUAAACGGGGGAACCUUCAGGAACAUGAGCGUUCGGCCUUACGGGACCACAUGCUUCUGGUUUUAGAAAAGAACUUCCAACUAGAGGAGCAGAUUUCUGACUUAUAUAAGAGCCUAGAACAAAAAGAAAUAAAAAUCCAGCAGCUAGCGGAAACAGUAAAGAAAUUCGAAAAGGAGUUCAAGCAGUUUGCGCAGUUGUUUGGCAAAAAUGGAAGCUUCCUGUCAAAUAUGCAGGUUCUUGCCAGUCACAUUGACAAGUCCGCUUGGCUAGAAGUUCAAGUGCGUCAGUUAUUACAAAUGGCUAACCAGCAACAAAGUAAAUUUGAUCUGAGGCCUUUAGUGGAAGCAAUUGAUACAGUGAAACAGAAAAUCACCCUGCUAGAAACCCAUGACCAAAGACUAGUUGUUUUGGAAGGGGAGACUAACAAACAUGAUGCCCACAUUAAUAUUCAUAAAGCACAGCUGAAUAAAAACGAAGAGCGAUUUAAGCUGCUGGAAAGUGCCUGCUAUAAUGGAAAGCUCAUCUGGAAGGUGACAGACUACAAGUUGAAGAAGAAGGAGGCGCUGGAUGGACACACAGUGUCCAUCUUCAGCCAGCCCUUCUACACCAGCCGAUGUGGCUACCGCCUCUGCGCUAGAGCCUACCUGAACGGGGAUGGGUCUGGGAAGGGCACGCACCUGUCCUUGUACUUCGUGGUGAUGCGAGGGGAGUUUGACUCGCUGCUGCAGUGGCCGUUCCGGCAGAGGGUGACCCUGAUGCUUCUGGACCAGAGUGGCAAAAAGAACCACAUUAUGGAGACCUUCAAGGCCGAUCCCAACAGCAGCAGCUUUAAGAGACCCGAUGGGGAGAUGAACAUCGCCUCUGGCUGUCCUCGCUUUGUGGCUCAUUCCACUUUGGAGAGUGCCAAGAACACCUACAUUAAAGAUGACACCCUCUUCUUGAAAGUGGCUGUGGACUUAAGUGACCUAGAGGAUCUCUAGUCAUUGCUUCUGGGGGAUAAAAGGACUCCUUGAAUCCAGAACCUUUGGUUAAUGUAGUGACUGGAUCUGGGCUCAGUACACAUUUGUACUUGGCUUUUUGUCCUUAACGUGUGAAGUCAUUUUAAGGUUUCUCAAGUGCUGUCUUCUUUUUACAUUUUAUUGUCCCAGUUUGAAACUUAAAAUACUCAGACUAUCUUCUCAUUAUUUAUAUUUUUGUAUCUCUUGAAAGACGUUAAUUUUCUUAACGUAAGGACUGCUGCAUACCUCUUUAACUGGUGCUUAGUGUGGGUCUCAGGGUCUCAGCCUUCUAUAAUAUUAAAUGUCUUGGAGGACACAGAUGUAUUAAUAGAACUUCCAGUCGAAAGUGCUUUGAUAUUUUUAUAUUUGGCCUAUGGAUUCUAGAACUGACCUUAAGCCUACAAAAGCUAUCUUUUAGGGUAGGCUAUUUCGGUUAAGUAGAUGAGUUGUUGUUGUUAUUUAGUCAUUAUGUCAUGUCCGACUUUUUGCGACCCCAUGGACUACAGCCCACUGGGCUCCUCUGUUUGUGAAAUUCUCCAGGCAAAAAUACUGGAGUGGGUUGCCGUUUCCUCCUCCAGGGGAUCUUCCCAGCCCAGGGAUUGAACCUGUGUCUCCUGCUUGGCAGGCAUAUUUUUUUACCUGUGCCACCAGGGAAGCCCAAGUAGAUAGGUAGUGUACUUCGAAGUCAGUAUACCCAGUUUGGAUCAAACUUUUUUGGGUUAAAUACUGUAUUGUGGAAGCUACUACACUUUUAAUAUUUUCAUGAAAUUUACCAGUAGUCAGCAAGAACAGCUUUGCAAGGCUGCAUAAGAACUUGUGAAUAGAGUAUUUUCAUUCUUCCUGCUGAAGUAAAGCAGAAAACACUGCAUAGUAUAUAUAUAUACCUAUAAUGAUUUAUAGCCAUCCAGCUAAAGUUCGUAUCUUAUUAGAUCCAACCAUAUGAAAGAACUAUUUAUAAACAAAAUGAUCAAAUAUUAACAAUUUCAUAAGAUUCAACUUAAUAAAUAAUAUAUACGUACAUGUUUAAACAUAGCUUAGAAGUAUUUUGGUAGUUAUAGUAAAUUAAUAUGAGGAUGGGCAGAAUUUAGUAUAUGAUGGAGAAAGUGUCAUAUGGAUAAGAGGGAUUAAAACCUAGGGAGAACACCAUUACAAUUUCCUCUGGGUAUGAGAAUUCCCAU